Molecule: messenger RNA, 3857 nt
Organism: Bursaphelenchus xylophilus (pine wood nematode)
Lineage: Eukaryota; Metazoa; Nematoda; Chromadorea; Rhabditida; Aphelenchoididae
Source: the annotation of a GenBank genome assembly
AUGCCAGAAAAGGGUACUCGGAAAGGAAAAGCAUGUAGGUAGAAGGGCUCAGAAGAGCUGUAGAUUUCAUAGGACACUAUACCAAAAAGAAUUUCAAAUUAUCUAGUCGAUAAAUAUUAUAUAUUAUUAGAAUUUACUUGAAAUCCCAAAAGAAAUUUCAACUUUAACCAUCGAAUUUAGGUGAAUACAGUUGCGCACGAGUUAAAUUAAUCCUCCGAAGGGAAUACAGGCAAGUCAUGGCGAUGAUUGCUUACAUAUGAGUUUAGUUACUACCUCAUUCAACUCUACAUUCCCUGCAUCAUGUUGGUGGUCGUUUCAUGGGUCAGCUUUUGGUUGGACAAGGAUGCUGUGCCGGCGCGAGUGUCUCUGGGUGUUACAACGUAAGUCUGUCGUUCGAAGCGGCUGAAAAGUAGUGGUCAAUUCAGUGAUCUAUUAAAUUGAAGGUUUUACAAGGGAAGUACCCCAAGUGCGAAGCUCAUAUUUUCUUUAAAUUUUGCACGCACUUCGGGCAUAGACUAAUUUGGUUUUUAAAUUUCAAUUCCUGAAAGCUUUAGCUCGCUCUUUGCAGACGCCGCUGAGAUUUUGAACGAUCUUUGCCGCCGAGAGAGCACACUAAACAUGGAGAGCGAUCAAGACACUUUUUUAGCCAUAGCUUCGCAAGUUUCGCGCGGGAAAAAAUGAUUUUUUGUGGAAACAUUUCCCUCUACGGUAGAAAUAGGCAUGAAAUUUUUCGUGCCGAAAUUCGGCAAAAAGUGUCAGAUUUUCGCCAACUUUCGAUCUAAAAAUCUCGGUUGUUUCUGCAAAACGCGAGCUGGGAUUUUCGCAUUUUUUUAGAAACAAUUAUUCUAAAUUUAUGCCAAGUUUUGAUCAAAAUUUGAGCAUCGCACUUGCUGUACUUCCCUUCGUUAGUAAAAGAGCCACUGUGAUUUGAAUUAGCUCACGCUUUGCAGACGCCACCGAGAGAUUAAGCGAGAUGCGUGGGGUGGACAUACAGAAAGAAAAAACUUUUUUGGCCAUAACUUCGCUGGUGCCGCGGAGAAAAGAUUGAUUUUUUGUUGAAAAAUUACCUUAUACGGCAGAAAUAGGCAUGAAACUUUUUAUGUCAAAAUUCGCGAAAAAAUGGUGAAUUUUUCCCAACUUUUGGUCUUACGAAAUCUCGGUUGCUUCUGCGAAGCGCGAGCUAGGAUUCACGCAUAUAUUGUAGAAAACUUAUUCUAAAUUUAUACCAAGUUUUGAUCAAAAAAUUUGGGAAUUGUUCUAAAAUUUGUGCCAAGUUUUGAUCAAAAUUUGAGCGUUGUAAUACUUGGAGUGAAAGCUCUGUGAAAGCACUCCUAAAGAUCCCCAAAAAGUUGUGUCCUUAUCUAAUUCUACUGUAAGUUUUUCAGUCUCCUCACGAUGACCACGCAAGCCUCCGGUAUCAACUCCAAAUUGCCGCCAGUCUCGUACAUCAAAGCCGUCGAUGUUUGGAUUGGAAUCUGUCUAGGUAUGUGACAAACCCGUUCAGCCAUUGUCCUUCGAAAUCUCUCCAUGAUCUAUUGUUAUCCCCGCUAAUCCUCAAGGGUUUCGUUUAUGGGGGCCCUCUGAAUGGGGGUUUAGGUCAUUCCAACGGCUUUGUCUUGCCGCCAAACCCCCCACAUGUAGCGUUUAUGUGUACGUGAGAAUGGAUCAAUUCCUGUGGCAUUUGUAGUAAUCCUAAUCCGAUGAAGAGGAAUACAAAGAUGCGGUUUUAUGACGCACGAAUACCGUACGAUUUCUGAGGCCAUGCUGGGGCGAAAAUGAAGAUGGCAAAAAUAACAGUAAAGGGGAAGGUUAUCGCCAUGACUACCGAAAUUUAUCGGCGUACUGUGCGGAAACAAGAGUUCGCUUCGCACAGUGCAAUUUCUCGCUUUUUGCACCGUGCAAUAGGCUGUUUUGGGCUGUCGCCCGCACCUUGAUUUUUUCUGCAUAGCAAGCGCCAAAAACUUCAGCGACUUUGCAAACAAACUAUAAUAGCACCAGUUUACCCACUUCCGUUUAGGAUAUAUAAUUUAUUGCCCGAGUAUGUGGUACAGUGACGGACCUGAUCCAGCGGAAAAAACGUAUCAUUUUGCAUCCGGGAAGUAUCCAAAAUGCAGCAAAAUACCUCCCUCUCCAACCAAAAAAAUGAAAUCGCAGUUUUUUCACUUGGAGAGGGAGGUAGUUUGCCACAUUUUUUGAUACUUCCCGGACACGAAAUGGUACGUUUUUUGCCACUGGAUCAGAUCGGCCACUGUAUAUUCCUUUACUACUAGUCCUUUCGGGAAGCCGCCGGACUGAUUUUUGGCGUUUGCACUGUGCGAAAAAUGUGGAAACGACAGCCGAAAAAAGUCCUUGCGGUGCAAAAAGGAAGAAAUUUCACAUCGCAAAGAAAAGUUUUAUUUUCGCACAGUGCGUGUCGCCGAUUUCACAAGGAAAGUGCUUUUAUGGGGCCUCCUACUUUUUGACGGGACAUACCUCAAAAAAUCAGAAAAAAUGCGCUGAUCAAGGAUAUAUAAAAUUUAGCUGCCCAUUUUGGGUUUUUAGGGGUGAAAAUGCCCAAAAACUUGCUUAAUUUCCCUACAAAAGGCGCAGGCAUUCGAAACGAUAAAAAGCGCAGUCGUUCUCUUCCUUAGGAAGAGUGCGGUGUGACCGAGUGGUUAGUGCCGUAGUCUGGGAAUCAAGAGGGAGGACGCCGCACGGGUUCGAUUUUCCUUUUGGGCUGAAUCAACUUUUUUUGAAGUUGAAGGUCGAAAAAAUAAAUUUUUGGGCCAAGGCUGACUUAUUACGUCUUAGAAACUCAAUAAACACCAUUUUAAGCCAAAAUAAAAAUUGUAAACCUGUGAAAAAUUAAGAGAAAAAGGGGUUCAUACAGGACUUUAAGUCAACUUCCGAUUGAGUUUUCACCCCUAAAAACCUAAAAUGGGCAGCUAAGAUUUAUAUAUCCUUGAUCAGCACAUUUUUUCUGAUUUUUUGAGAUAUGUCGCGUCAAAAAGUAGGAGCCCCAAUAAAGGUACUUCCUUGUCAGACCGGCGACUUUCCGGAAACACUUGUACUCGGCGCGGAAAGUCCUCGGAAUUUUCGGCAACUCUGCACUUUUCAUGAUUUCGAAAAAACAUUUUCAGACAAGUUUUGCUUUCUUUGCACUACGUUGCGGGCAUUUGGCGCGACAUGUACAUACAUGAACUUUAACAGCCUCCAAGACCCAACAACAACCACCUGAAGUGGUCUUUGGUUGAUCCUGUUGCUUAUCCAUUCGUUUAUUUUUGCCAUCAAAGUUGUGUAAGCGGCUUGCGUGCGGGGAAAAACUCGUUUCAUGAGUCAGCCGUCAAAUCCGCCGAAGCGAAUUUGGCUUAGCGCAAAUUACUCAUCCCGAGGAUGUGCCAUAAUUCCUUUUACGUGGCUUUUCGCAAAACCCUUUUUUCUUUCCAGGAUUCAUCUUCUCGGCCCUGCUCGAGUACGCGUUGGUCAACUACUACGGUAGGAAGGAGUUUACGCGCCGGGAGCGCGGCAAAAAGUUGGGAGGGCUGCAGCAGAUGGCGGCGCAACUCCCGUCCCUGAUGGGCCCCGAUUGCCUGUGUCCGCCGUCGAUUGUGCCGAACGCCCAUAUGAACAUGAUGCACGACACGAUAAACAUGAAUCUCAGCGGAUUGAACAACAACGAUGUUCAUCCGUUAAGGCAACAUCGGCGCUCGAUGCGGCUGGACUUGAGCGUCCUGAACAGCCAGAUGCCGUUGAGGACCAAGUUGAGGAAGAUGCUGGGCGACGAUCUGUCGAAGCGUGUGGACAUUGUGUCCCGAUACAUGUUCCCCGCGUUGUUUAUAUCGUUUUUGAGUAAGUUGUUGCCAGCGGCAGUCAUAUAG